Candoia aspera is the source of this 2169-nucleotide messenger RNA. RefSeq names its product disintegrin and metalloproteinase domain-containing protein 20-like. Gene Ontology annotation, molecular function: metalloendopeptidase activity. Lineage: Eukaryota; Metazoa; Chordata; Lepidosauria; Squamata; Candoiidae. The transcript has 3 exons. Bases 1 to 2169 code for a protein of 722 amino acids. Gene Ontology annotation, cellular component: plasma membrane; sperm head plasma membrane; external side of plasma membrane. Gene Ontology annotation, biological process: proteolysis; male gonad development. The record is from RefSeq and is a predicted model, not a curated record.
AUGGUUGUAGAUUUCAUCAAGUACGAGCCUUGGGGAAAAACACAUAAUAAGGUCAAGUUCUACCCUCUGUCUGUGAAAAUGAGUAUCUGUCUGUCAUGGCUGGCUGUGAUAUUACUCAAGAUCAUCCCAAAUGUAGCUUCUGGACAGGUACCUCCUCAGGGCUUCAGAUAUGCCUCUUACGAUGUGACCAUCCCAAGGAAGCUGUCUCCCAAGUAUGGGCAAGAAGAACCCCAGGAUGUGACUUACCUCCUGCAGAUUGAGGGAAAUCCCUAUGUGGUGUACCUCAGGCAAAAGAGGAAUUUCAUCCCUAAGGACUUUCCUGUCUUCACCUAUGAUACAGUGGGGAAUCUCCAGGUGGAUCAUCCUUUUAUCAAGGAUGAUUGUUUCUACCAUGGAUUUGUACAGAGAAAGUCCUCUUCUGUGGUCACCCUCAGUACAUGUUCAGGGGGACUGAGAGGUCUCUUGCAAUUCGAAAAUAAGACCUAUGAAAUUGAACCAAUCCAGGAAUCUCCUAUGUUUCAACAUGUGGUGUUUCGGUUAGAAGAAGAGGAAGGGGCUCUCAAGAUGACCUGUGGGCUAACAAAGGAAGAGCAAAGCCAUCAAAAGGUCAUAAUUCCCAAAACAGAGAAGCUUCCAAACAAACCUAUUUUUGGAAAAUCCUGGUGGCCACAUACAAGAUAUAUUAAACUUGCAAUUGUGAUUGAUCAUGAACGAUACUUGAAAUUCAACAGAAAUGAAUCUGUUAUUAUUAUGCAAGUUCUAAAUAUUGUCCACACUGCAAAUUCACUGUAUGAAUCUCUUUCUGUUCAUUUGUCAAUGGCAGGACUAGAGAUCUGGUCACAAAACAACCUCAUCAACAUUUCUGACCAAGCAGGUGUCACACUUUCAGUGUUUAGUAGCUGGAGACAAAACACACUACAUACAUAUUUAAAGAAUGAUGCUGGUCACUUAUUGUUAUAUAAAACAUUUAACAAUAUAACAGGAUUUGCAUAUAUAGGAACUAUAUGUGACAGAAGGUGGGCAAGUGGUGUUGUGUCCUAUGUAAGUUCCAGUUUGUUCUAUAUUUCUCUUGUAUUGGCCCAUGAAAUAGGACAUAAUCUUGGAAUGAAACACGAUGGAAAAUUCUGUAUUUGUGAAAAGCAUUCUUGCGUUAUGGCACCAACUCCCUCAGGGACUGAUAAAUUUAGUAACUGCAGUUAUAUGGAUUAUUUCAAGUUUAGAAACACUCACUGUUUAUUAGUCCCACCAGAUACUAACACAUCCUUUAAAUUUGAAUUCUGUGGUAAUAAAGUAGUGGAAAAUGCAGAGCAAUGUGACUGUGGGUCAGAAGUACAAUGCAACUCAGAUCCAUGCUGCCAAUCUAAUUGUAAGUUGCGUCCUGGUGCUGUUUGUGCCUCUGGACAGUGCUGUGCUAACUGCCAGUAUCGUGAACUUGGAACUGUUUGCAGAGAGAGUACUAGUGGUUGUGAUCUUCCUGAAUAUUGCAGUGGGACUUCAGAGCGCUGUCCAGAAGAUAUGCAUGUGCAAGAUGGUGCCCCGUGCAGUCAUGGCGUGUACUGCUAUCGUGGGAGCUGCCUGACUCACGAUAUGCAGUGCAAAAUGAUAUUUGGCAGCAAAGCAACAGUCGCUUCUGAAGUUUGCUUCAGACUACUGAAUGAUAAAGGCGAUCGCUUUGGCAACUGUGGCCUUAAAUACGGAACUUACAAGAAAUGUGACACUCAGGAUAUCAUGUGUGGCCGUAUCCAAUGUAAAAAUGUAGAUAGCUUGCCUUCUCUGGAGGAUCACAAUACAAUAGUUCAUACUUCCACAGGAGAUAAUCAAUGCUGGGGAACUGACUACCAUAGUGGAAUGAAGGUAAACGAUAUUGGAGCAGUGAGAGAUGGCAUUCCUUGUGGCAAUGGCAUGAUGUGUAUUGAGGGGAGUUGUGUCAAUGUGUCCCUUCUGAAAUAUGACUGUAAUGUCACAAUGUGCCAGAAUCGGGGAAUAUGCAACACUCUCAAACACUGUCACUGUCGUUUCGGGUGGGCCCCUCCAGACUGUAGAGCUAGCGGCUAUGGAGGCAGCAUAGACAGUGGACCGCCUCCACCACAGCAGCCCUUGUUGUCUAACUCUGGCCCAGUAAGAUUACUCCUGAGAAUAUUAUGGACAUUCAGUAUUGCCACUCAGUGA